UGUGUCCUUGGGUAGCACAGGCACAGGAAGGAGAACCUGGCCUCUGGGCAUGAACAGCAAGCAGGAUAGCCACCAGAUAAUAUGUGGAAUAAAAUGGGAUGGGGCCUCGCUAAACGUAAUGUACUCACUUCAGAAUCGUCAUAAUCGGAGCCAUUGAGUUUGAUCCUGACCACAACAACUUGAUGCAUCAAGUUUGACAACUUGGGGGCAACAAGGGGGGGGAUGAAAUGCUGAUUGGGAAUGCUCUAUGCUCACCAGAAAGUGAAUUUUGGUUAUGGCAUGGUUGAUCUCAGUUAAAAUGGGAGCUGCUUUGAACCGUGUACUCUUCUUGGGGUUAUUUUUCUUCUUACAGGCAAUCCUGGGUGUCUAAAAAAUGAAAUCCUUUUUAUUUGACGAGGUCACGGGGGGCUGGCCAGCAGCCAGGCACAGGGCUCCAGCACAGCUCUGCCCCAUCCUCUCUACAAGCCCAUCACUUCCCCCAGCGUGCUUCUCUUGCAUGUACUUCUGCACGCUGCAAGGAGAGGCUUAGGUUUGCUCUUCUGCUCGGUAUUUAGCUUUGCACUGUGCUUUGAGGUCAGUAACGUCUUAAGACCUGUUGCAGUCUCUGAAUAUAACCCCCCGCCUUUGUUGGGGGGAGGUUGACUGAGCCACAUGAUCAGAGUCAGGUGACAAUAUUGGGCACAAAACCAGAGGAGAAUAAACAGUUGGGUGUGGGAGAUCUGUAGCUGCUGAUCUUGCCUUUUGACAAGCUGUGUUACUCCUCAGGGAAAAAUGAGUGCCUGGCCCUCUCCUCUGCUUUGGAGCUUAACCACGGUGUGUCUAACAGGUAUUACUUUAGGCCAGACAACCACCGCCCAGGUCCCUACUGCAUCAACACCAGUGCCUCCCAGUGCAACUACCACGCAGGUCCUCAUUGUGUCAACGCCAGCACCUCCCAGUGCAACCAAUACCACAGCUUCUGCUGCCCCAGCUGCCCCUGCAACACUCUCAGCCAGCGUGGCAUCAACCACUGCAAACCUUGUCAUGUCCACAGCAGCACCCUCUGCUGAUCCAAGCACAAAAGAGCCUGAUAAGGCUCUGCCCACCGCGAAAGAUGUGACCGUCCUCAUCUCUGGCAGCAUGGCCACCUCUCCAGUGUCUACGGGACCGAUGGCUGCACCCACCAGUGCCCCAGUGUCCCCUCCAGGCAUGACCACGUCUCCCAGGGUCCCAUCAGCAGCUCCAUUCCUCACCACCCCCAAACCCUCGAACUGCAGCAGAGUGAACAUGACGGCCUGUGCCCGCUGCUCCCCAGGGACGUAUCCCAGUGAAGGCACCUUGAGCUGCUCGUGCUGUGGGGGGGGCUCGUGCAUAGACCCCAGUGCCUGCACCUCCUGCCCGCUGGGCCACUACCAGCCCGAAAGUGGGCAACCAUCAUGCCUGCCUUGUCCUCAGGGCCAUUAUGCCAACUUCACAAGGAGCACCGUGUGCCUUCCCUGCCCACCUGGCCAUUUUGCUAAUGAGUCUGGGGCUGCAGUCUGCAGAGCGUGUGAGAAAGGCUAUUUUAGCUCUAAGCAAAAUGCAGUUUUUUGUCUGCCUUGCCUGCCUGGAUCAUUUUGCAACAGCAGCAGCUGCACGGCGUGCCUGCCUUGUGCUGCUGGGCAAGAGGCUCUUCGGGAGGCGUCGGAGGCGUGCAUGCCCUGCCUGCCAGGUACGUUCAAAGGUCCCAGUGAUAACAAAUGCAAGCUCUGCAGGCCAGGAGAAUACCAGUUACAGCAGGGCAAGGAGAGCUGUGACCUGUGCCCAGAAAAUCACUACUGCCCUAGCCCAGAUGUGACCCCGGUCAAGUGCCCUCCCGAUGCCUUUUGCCCCACGGGCAGCACUGAACCGGCGUACUGCAUGGAGGUCUUUCUUUACAAGGCAGGGAACUCCUGCCAGCUGACUCCCCUGACGGUCAUUCUCCUGGCUGUCUUCUCAGCAGGUGGAAUCCUUGCUGUCUUUCUAAUAGUUCUAAGAAGAAGGCAAGAAUAUAGCAAGAAAUUGUUAAAGUCUCUAUUGCUACCCCGAGGCUCAGGACGACACACAACUUAUGGGGGGACUGAGCACACAGAACCUGUCUAUGCUGGCUGGUAGCUAGGACAUACUAUCAGCAACCAUCUUGCUUCUCUUUUACCUGGGACAAUACAGAUGUGUCUGUAUAGGCAAGGUGUUCAACCAUGAGCAACCUAUUUCUGCAUAGCUAAAAUAAGUGCCAAGAAAUAAAACUGAAUUUUUGAGUUGUG
Falco peregrinus (peregrine falcon) is the source of this 2261-nucleotide messenger RNA. RefSeq names its product mucin-5AC-like. NCBI's taxonomy places the organism in Eukaryota, Metazoa, Chordata, Aves, Falconiformes, Falconidae. The record is from RefSeq and is a predicted model, not a curated record. Bases 772 to 2112 code for a protein of 446 amino acids. The transcript has 9 exons.